AAAGGUGGCACCUGCGCUGAUGAGGCGCGCGUAGCUCUCUAUACGUGACUCGCCUGUUAUUCCCUCUCCCGAAUUAAGACGGGGCUCAUAAAAAGGGAGAGUUUGUUGGAGUUGCAAGAGAAAUACAAGUUUCGCGGAAAGCUCGUUCUCCUCCGGUCAGUUGCAGGCGCCGCAAGCACCCGAGAGCCGCUGCAUUAAAGAAGGGCCCGGCAACUCAUCCCCUUCUCCUCGAGAAAGUAUUUAUAGCUGGGGCACAGCCAGCUUGCAGGUUUGCCUGGCCGUCGGCGUGCUACACAUACACAGCCCGCUAGGCGCCCCACCGUGAUUGGGGCGUUGUUCCUCUAGAAGGCGAAACGUUUUUAAGUUCACGCCCCUCGUCUUCGGCGAGAAAAAACGCGGGCAGCCACUUUCUCGGACUUUCCUCUUUUGGGGGUUCCCUUUUUUUUCCCCCACACCCCCCCGGUGGUAAAGAGCGAGCGGCAGAAAAACACCCGGCAGAAAUUAAAACGAAUUGCAGCGGAAUCUACUGAACACUUUUGCCAAAAUGCUCCUUUUGUUGUUGGGAAUCAUUGUGCUCCAUAUCUCGGUGCUUGUUCUUCUCUUCGUUUCUACAAUUGUCAGUCAAUGGCUCGUUGGGAACGGACACAGGGCAGACCUUUGGCUGAACUGCACCAUUCCUAUGUCUCCAUUUCGUUGCACAACUUCAUCCACAAAUGAAUGGCUGCAAUCUGUCCAAGCUUUGAUGAUACUCUCUGUCAUCUUCAGUGUUAAGUCUUUAUUCCUGUUCUUCUGCCAGCUCUUCACACUCACUAAAGGUGGACGUUUCUACCUUACUGGUAUUUUCCAGAUCCUUGCUGGCCUGUGCGUGAUGAGUGCUGCGGCCAUCUUCACCGUGAGGCACACAGAGUGGCAUCCCUCCUCAGACAAUGCCUCCUUUGGCUUUGCCUACAUUCUGUCCUGGGUGGCUUUCCCUCUGGCUAUCCUCAGCGGGGUGAUCUAUGUCAUCUUGAGGAAACGCGAGUGAAAAGUCAAGGGAGGUCACUGAGACUUAGAGCCCUCAGGGCAAGAGGUGUCAGCAAAAUAGAAAAUGAAAAACCAAACACUUUCUCUCCCCACCCCAAACCACCAACCCUCCCACCUACUCCCUUCCCCUCCAAAACCCACAAAGUUAUUAAGGGGGAAAAAAGGAAGAAAGAGAGCUGAAAGAAGGAUUACUGUAUUCAUUGGAGAUGUAUAUAGUAUCUAUGGUUUAAAAAGCCUAUUUAUAACACUUUUUACAUAUAUGUACAGAGUACUGUUUGCUUUUGUUUGUUGACCUGCCACCAUAUCUAAAGCCUAAAAAAAAGUGCCUAAGAACUCUUAACUCUUAACAAUGUAAUGAGAGUGCCGCUUUUUCCUCCUUAUCUUUAUGCUGUGGAAGCAAGUGGAUCCCUCCUCCCAAGCUUUCCACUGUCACCCUCAAGCCAAGCCCAGUUUGAGGAACCCUCCAUCUGGCCCUUCCAGCUAAGAAUGGCCUGGUACCCUGGCACCUGCCUUAGCCCAUGUCUGCAUUGUGGCCCUUUUAACCAAAUGAUGGAGACCAAAUGCUACACAGAAAGGGGAGGAACUUCUACCUAAAAGCAGAUGGUGUGUUAAGGGUGGGUAAGCCCAGCUUAUCAACAACUGCUUGGGAUGAUAACCAAGUUGUGGAGGAUUCAGUGAGGUAUAUUGCCUCAGUGAUGCAACCCAAAGCUCCUUGCCAGUGUUACCACCUCCUUAAAGCCACCAGGUAUGAUCACCCGAGUUCCUUGUAGGACAGAAAUGAUGCAAAGAACCUGAAUUAGGCCUCAGUCUUCAGAAGGAAGGAAAUGUUUGCAUAUGUUAAAUCAGCUAAGGCUAGCAUGAAAGCUGAGUCAGUUGAAAGGAACACUACGGGCGGGAUGAUGAUCUAAAAUUAAAACUGUGAUUUUUAACUAGCUUAGUAGUACUCCCUCAGCUAUGCCGGCUGAUCUUCAGAGAAGACUUUUCUCUCUUUCCUGGAGAAUAAGCUAAAGUAGAAAAGUUGAAUGACGCUUUCUAAGCUCUAUGGUCCACCCUAAUUCCUUUCCCUAAAUCCUCUGAAAUCAAAUACCAAAUACGUGAAAUGGUGCUAUCUAUUUACCAUUCCUUAUAUCGCUAAGCCAUUUAACCGUUGCUCACUGGAAAUUGGGGUAACCAUUUUGAGAAAAGCCAAGGAAUAGGAAUGAUAAAUAAUUCUGUGUAAUAUAUACAACCUAUAACUGCUUUUGUAUGUAGGAAAGUCGCUAUCCAUUAUUAUUGCUAUUUUUUUAAUAAAGCACUUAUAACCAAG
Molecule: messenger RNA, 2329 nt
Organism: Pseudonaja textilis
Lineage: Eukaryota; Metazoa; Chordata; Lepidosauria; Squamata; Elapidae
Gene: PMP22
Product: peripheral myelin protein 22
Cellular component (GO): plasma membrane
Source: RefSeq, a predicted model, not a curated record